CAAUAACGAGAAGAAGCAUUAAUAAUAUUUUGUAUUUUUGUUUGCGUGGACAGAAAAUUUUAUAAAAAUGAAUGAAUCAGAUAUACCCAUUGACAUCCAUACCCUGAAGCUUCAGGAUUGGCUUAUCAGCAGACGUAUUGUGCCCAAAAAUAUACAAUCUGCUCAAAAGGAUAUACGAUCCAAAAUAACAAAUGCAUUGCAGGACAUGCCAUCAAAUGAUGACCUUAUGAAAUUGUUGAAAGGAUCAAAUAUCAAUUAUUAUCACUGCAAGGAAAUAGUGGACAUUUUAAAACAAACCGAAAAAGAUACAAAAAGCAUAUUUGGAAGCUAUGGCAGCCAACGUAUGAAAGAUUGGCAAGAAAUUAUACGUCUGUACGAAAAAGAUAAUGUUUAUCUGGCCGAAACAGCUCAGUUAUAUGUACGCAAUGUCAACUAUGAAGUGCCAAGUGUGCGCAAACAAAUGACCAAGUUGGAACAACAAAGCGAUGAAUCGUUAAAACGCAGUCAGGAUCUUAAUAAGCCAGAGGCUCAACUUUUAGCGGAACACGCCACUUUAUUGCAGCAACUUGGUGUCAAAGGCGAUAAUUUAAGGGAAGAAUUCAUCCAAGUUUUGGCAGGUUUACCAGAAUUGUAUGCUAAAUCGAUUAAAAAUAUUGGCUCUCUUGAAGAAGCCGUUGAUUUGUAUUCCACGACCACUGGACAAAAUAAACAACAAUGUCUUCCUAUUACCAGACAUUUAAUUGAAUUCGGUAAUACCACUGUAUAUCAGUAUAUACACAAAGAAGCACCUUUAUCUGUGGAAGAACCAGAGAUUAAGCUCAAUUUAAGCGAAGAACAUUCGACUAAAGCAGCUGAAGAUAACGAAAUUGAUUUCGGUGAUGACAAUGGUGGAGCUUCAUCGACUAUUUCGGGUGAAAUGAUUGAUUUUAGUGAUUUAAAUCUUGAUAGUGGUGCUGGAGGCAUUGAUUUUGGCGAUGGGGGUGAAGGUGGUGACAUUGAUUGGGGCAUCGAAAGUACACCGGCCGAAGCAGUCGAAGUAAAUUUUGGUAUACCCAUUGAAGAGUAUGGUAUUGUGGUCGAAGAUGCUGGUAUGGAUGGGGGCAUAGCGACAGGAGAUCAAGCUUAUACCCUACUCGAUUCUCCCUACUACCGUGAAAGGUUCACUGAUGAACUAUACGAAUUAGAAGCAUUUUUACGUAUGCGUCUCUAUGAACUACGUCAAGUGAAUUCCGCCUCAAGCAACAUUAUGUUCUCAUUGAUGGAGUCUAUUUCCACGCACGAUGAAGAAUCUAUACGUAAAAUGAUUAACCAAGUCGAAAUCAUUCUUAGGGAAAUAAGCAGUGAGCAUACAGGCCACCUAUUCCAAUUGAAACACUCGCCUAAAUAUGCCGAUUUAUUGGCUUCAAAAUUGAAGCAAAUGUUAAAGGCUGUGGAAAAAAUACGCACCACCAAACAAGUGCUUAAAGAUCGUGCUGCUGAAUUGACAGAACAGCGCUUGGCUUUAAUUCCCGUACUAGAUGAGUUGGUGGCCCAAACAAAUAAGUUACAAGGACAAAUUGAACAGGAUAUAUCAAAACGUUAUAAAAAUCGUUUGGUCAAUUUGUUGGGAGGUGUUAGUAGUUAAUUGUAGAUUUGUAAUAUACAUACAUAUAUUGGGAUAAAUUGUUAUUCAACUUACUAGUAGUAUAUCAUCAUCAAGAGCCUUUCAUUUAUUUGUUGUAGUUUUUUCUUUUUUUGGUUUUUAAUUUUAAAGCUUUUUAAAUAAAUAUUAUUUUCAAAUACAAACAAAA
Molecule: messenger RNA, 1790 nt
Organism: Calliphora vicina (urban bluebottle blowfly)
Lineage: Eukaryota; Metazoa; Arthropoda; Insecta; Diptera; Calliphoridae
Product: CDK5RAP3-like protein
Exons: 3
Coding region: 68-1624 (518 amino acids)
Biological process (GO): regulation of cyclin-dependent protein serine/threonine kinase activity; regulation of mitotic cell cycle
Cellular component (GO): endomembrane system
Source: RefSeq, a predicted model, not a curated record